GGUUGCCGCUCGCCUGUGCCCCCCUGCUGGACAAUCGUCUUCCCGAAAAUUCAAGAACUCGAUAGGUUCGAUUUCCAGCUGAUCUCCUGACGAAGAAUACCGAGGCUUUGCGGUGAUUAGAAAGUGCGGUUCCAGUUCUUGACUUCAAGGUUCCGACUCUUCGGUUUCCCCAACAAUUAUCCCCCCCUCCCCGGCUCCGCGUCAGGUCCCGACCGAUCACGGCAGCCUCGCGAAAACGAAUCAAAACCGCACAGCCCUCUUACAGGGUAAACCGACAAGAUGGUUAGGGAGACGAAACUCUACGACGUCCUUGGCGUUUCGCCAAAUGCCACAGAACAGGAGUUGAAGAAGGCAUACAAGACAGGCGCCCUCAAGUUCCACCCUGACAAGAACCACAACAACCCAGCUGCUGAGCAAAAAUUCAAGGAAAUAAGCCAUGCGUACGAGAUCUUGAGCGACCCGCAGAAACGGCAGAUAUAUGAUCAAUAUGGCGAAGCAGGUCUGGAAGGCGGUGCUGGCGGUGGCGGCGGCAUGGCUGCUGAGGACCUCUUCGCCCAGUUCUUCGGCGGCAGUGGCCUUGGGGGUGGUUUUGGCGGCAUGUUCGGCGGGAUGAACCACCCGCGCGGCCCUGCAAAGGCCAAGACGAUCCACCACGUUCACCACGUCUCGCUUGAGGAUAUUUACCGCGGCAAGGUUUCCAAGCUGGCCCUUCAGCGCUCCAUCAUCUGCCCCAAGUGCGAGGGCCGCGGCGGCAAGGAAGGUGCUGUCCGGAAGUGCAGCGGAUGCGACGGCCACGGUAUGAAGACGAUGAUGCGGCAGAUGGGCCCCAUGAUUCAGCGCUUCCAGACAGUGUGCCCGGACUGCAACGGCGAGGGUGAGAUUGUCAGGGACAAGGAUCGUUGCAAGCAGUGCUUCGGCAAGAAGACGGUGGUCGACCGUAAGGUCCUCCACGUCCAUGUCGACCGUGGUGUCCGAAGCGGGACCAAGGUCGAGUUUCGCGGCGAGGGCGACCAAGCACCUGGCAUCCUGGCUGGUGACGUUGUCUUCCAAAUCGAACAGAAGCCCCAUCCUCGCUUCACCCGCAGGGAUGACGACCUCAUCUACCAGGCAGAGAUCGAUCUGGUCACUGCACUGGCUGGCGGUACCAUUUUUAUCGAGCACCUCGAUGAUCGGUGGUUGAGCGUCGAAAUUCUCCCCGGCGAGGCGAUUGCUCCUGGCACCGUGAAGAUGAUCCGCGGGCAAGGUAUGCCGGCCCCGCGCCAUCACACCUUCGGCAACAUGUACAUCCAGUUCUCUGUCAAGUUCCCCGAGAAGAACUGGACCAACGACCCGGUUGCAUUUGAGGCCCUCCGGAAGUUCCUCCCGUCUCCCGAUUUCGUCAACACACCUCCGGCCGAGGCCAUGACAGAGCCUGCCGAUCUGGAAGAUGUUGAUGCCUCCGCAAGAGGCUUCAACGGCGCCAUGGAGGAGGACGAAGAUCAAGAGCACGAGCACCAGGGUGGCGAGCGUGUGCAGUGCACAUCUCAGUAAACGAUGUAAACUGAACACCAGGCGCAAAUGCAUAUGGUAUAUUGUGUGCGCGUCAUUCUUCAGAGAUUGACGGGCAAUCAACGAACAUGACACGCUUGUUGCGACAUCUCUGCUUUAAUCGAGAUGCGUGUGGCGGGUCCAUGGAUUAAUGAGAUACGAGGUGCGAAGCGGUGGGCAGGGGAGAGGGGAUGGAGGGUGGAGAGGGAUACGGAAAAUACCCCAGGAAACGAACCAAAGGGGAAAGCAUAGAGUGUCUUUCUCUGGCAUGCAUGAAGGGUUUCUUCAGGGCUCAUUUUAUCAUGUUUAUUUGGCACCUCGCAAACACUCUUGGCAAGGCGGCGUUUUCGAGAGGAUAGAGGCAUUUUUUGGCUUUCCUGGGCCGGCGGCUCGCUCUGCUGCCUGGAUCUCUCCUGUUUUUCUUUUUGAGCGAAUGGACCGGGCAUUAUGGAAGUCGCUUGUUCUUGUGCUUGGGUGUCUCGGGAAUCUUCGAUUGCGUCGAUUUAGUCUGGCGGUGAAUCAGGCCGACAGAUCUCGUCUGACCCGUCCCCCCCCUCGAGGAAUUAUUUCGUGAUGGUAGGCCAAGAUGAAUCUUGCGAUUGCAUUAGACAGGUCACCUCC
Molecule: messenger RNA, 2148 nt
Organism: Thermothelomyces thermophilus ATCC 42464
Lineage: Eukaryota; Fungi; Ascomycota; Sordariomycetes; Sordariales; Chaetomiaceae
Exons: 5
Coding region: 280-1530 (416 amino acids)
Biological process (GO): protein refolding; response to heat
Cellular component (GO): nucleus; cytosol; cytoplasm
Molecular function (GO): ATP binding; Hsp70 protein binding
Source: RefSeq, a predicted model, not a curated record